GCGGUGAUGUCGCAGGUGUCAGCACGUGACUGCGUAAUUCUGGGCACAGCGCAACGCCAGCGCCGCACCGGCCCCCAUCGGCCAUCGUCACUCAGCGGUCUGCGUCUUGCUGAGCUGCUGUUGUUUCAGUAAAGAAGAGCAGAGAGAAGUUGAUAACAAAGACAGAACAGCAGAGAAUGCGCUGAUUGCGACCCAAACAGAUCAGAAACAGAUCAGAAUGGCAAAGAGGGACCGCUCACCCGCAUCAGACGCCAGUUCGCCAGACGAGUCCGAACCCAACGGCCUGGCAGAGCACCCGCCUCUGUCCCCCAACGGCUCCGCGAUCUCCGACAUCUCUGAAGACACCCUCGGAUCCGUGCCCGGAUCGCCGGGGGUGAACGACGACAAUCUCGACCAGGUCACGGUCUGUCGCUGGGAAGGGUGUUUCGAGGACUGCGGGAAUAUGGAUAAUCUCGUGAAGCACAUCCACGACGAACACGUCGGGAACCGGAGACCAAAGUACGCGUGCGAGUGGCAGGAUUGUCCGCGGCGCGGGCUCAGCCAGACGUCGCGGUUUGCUCUCGUCGCUCAUAUGCGAAGUCACACCGGCGAGAAGCCGUUCUACUGUAACGUCCCGGAAUGCGACAGAAGCUUCACAAGAUCAGACGCGCUCGCAAAACACAUGCGCACAGUCCACGAAGCAGAAGCGAUCCGCGAAGCAAUCCCAAAAACAGAACCAUCAGGGCCCCCUAAGAUGAGCUCGAAAACCGCAGAGGACUACGAGUCCGUUCUCAGAACCUACCGCGCGCGCGAACGCGAGCUGCGCAGUAGUAAGAAGGACGAGGGGGAGGCUGCUACUGGUGCUGAUGAUGCUGCAGGAGAAACAGCUGCUGGCAAUGAGGACGGGUUAGACGGCGACGAGUCGCAAAAGCCACAGGCGGAGCUGGCGCGGUACUUGAAGCGGAAACUGGCGUGGGCGGGCGAACUGCACGGACAACUUCAAGAAGAGCUCGAUCGAGUAAACAAGUUGAAAGAAGAUCUGUGGACGAGCAAGGAGCUGUUGCUGGAAAAAGUGAUUGUGAAGGAACUUGGGGAGGAGGAGGCGUCGAAGAUUGUACAUUAGAUUGUACAUUUUUUACGUUGUCUAGUCAAUGCGCUUGGUGAUGUUAACGGUU
This is a messenger RNA of Myxozyma melibiosi, 1154 nucleotides long. RefSeq lists its product as uncharacterized. Bases 218 to 1102 code for a protein of 294 amino acids. NCBI's taxonomy places the organism in Eukaryota, Fungi, Ascomycota, Lipomycetes, Lipomycetales, Lipomycetaceae. The record is from RefSeq and is a predicted model, not a curated record. Gene Ontology annotation, cellular component: nucleus. The transcript has 2 exons.